GCGGGCCUGGGGGGAACCCGUGGCGACGGAGGCUGCCCUCAGCUGCUCAGACGCGGGCUCCCGAGGAAAGCCCUCCCCCAUGGGCAAAAGGGGGCCGACUCCGGGGUGGGACGGCACUUUAGGGCCUCGGGGGCCACGUGACCCUCCCCCAGGAAUGUGGUGACGUCACCGGGGGCGUGGCCAGUCCCAAAAUUGGGGAGGAAGGGGGGGAAAAAAAGGCCAGAAAAAGUUGCUUUCCUGAAGUUCCAACCGAGGUGUGGGACGGAAGACGGGGUCAAGGCCGGAGGCCCGGGCUCUGUGGGGCCCGACCGCUGCCUGGAGCCCCUCGUUCCAGGCCAUGUCGGGGCCCACCUGGCUCCCUCCGAAGCAGCCGGAGCCCGCCAGAGCCCCUCAGGGGAGAGCACUCCCCCGAGGCGUCCCGGGGCCGCCGUCAGCCCACGGAACAGCACUCCAGCCCCACCCCAGGGUCAAUUUUUGCCCCCUCCCAUCUGAGCAGUGUUACCAGGUCCCGGGGGGACCAGAGGAUCGGGGGCUGGCCUGGGUGGGGUGCCAUGGAGCACCCCAGCGCCCGCAGGGACUCCCCCAAGACAGGGGCGGUUUGCACCCAGGAAGCCUGGAUGCUGAGAUAGAUUCCCUGACCAGCAUGCUGGCUGAGCUGGAUGGGGGUCGUGGUCAUGCCCCAAGGAGACUAGACUGGCAGGCUUAUGAAGCCCCUCAGCCCCCUGCCUAUCGCACGGGUUUGGGUUCAGGCUCCCUGAAGCCAAAUGGAGGGGCUGCUCCUGCCCCGCUGCUCUCAGCAGCUCCCUGUGGGGGCCCCGCUCCGGCCUCCUAUGCCACAGCCAGCACUCCCGCUGGCCCGCCCUUCCCUGUGCAAGUGAAGGUGGCACAGCCAGUGAGGGGCUGCGGCCCACCCAGGCGGGGGGCCUCCCAGGCCUCUGGGCCCCUCCCGGGCCCCCACUUUCCUCUCCCAGGCCGAGCAGAUGUCUGGGGGGCUGGUUACAGAAGCCACCGAGAGCCAGGGCCAGUGAGUAAAGAGGAGGCUGCAGGAGGAGGAAGACGAGGUGGCUACGGGCCCCAGGUCCCCCUGAGCCAGCCUCCUGAGGAGGAGCUUGAGAGGCUGACCAAGAAGCUGGUGCAUGACAUGAACCACCCCCCCAGUGGGGAGUACUUUGGUCGGUGUGGCGGCUGUGGAGAAGAUGUGGUCGGGGAUGGGGCCGGGGUUGUGGCCCUGGACCGAGUCUUCCAUGUUGCCUGCUUUGUAUGUUCUACGUGUCGUGCCCAACUUCGGGGCCAGCACUUCUAUGCUGUGGAGAGGAGGGCAUACUGUGAGAGCUGCUACGUGGCCACCCUGGAGAAGUGUUCCACAUGCUCCCAACCCAUCUUGGACCGGAUCCUGCGGGCUAUGGGAAAGGCCUACCACCCUGGCUGCUUCACCUGUGUGGUGUGCCACCGUGGCCUUGACGGCAUCCCUUUCACAGUAGAUGCCACCAGCCAGAUCCACUGCAUUGAGGACUUCCACAGGAAGUUUGCCCCGCGGUGCUCAGUGUGUGGUGGGGCCAUCAUGCCUGAGCCAGGUCAGGAGGAGACUGUGCGAAUUGUUGCUCUGGAUCGCAGUUUUCACAUUGGCUGUUACAAGUGCGAGGAAUGUGGACUGUUGCUAUCCUCUGAGGGUGAGUGUCAGGGCUGCUACCCGCUGGAUGGGCACAUCUUGUGCAAGGCCUGCAGUGCCUGGCGCAUCCAGGAACUCUCGGCCACUGUUACCACUGACUGCUGAGUCUUCCCAGAUGUACCUGCUGCCUUCUCCCUUCCCGUCAACCACACCGAUAUCUACCUUUACAACUUUGUCACCAAAUGCUGUCUACUCUUCCUCCAAUCAUGAAAUAAUAAUCCCUCAAGAGUUUACAAAACACA
Molecule: messenger RNA, 1911 nt
Organism: Manis pentadactyla (Chinese pangolin)
Lineage: Eukaryota; Metazoa; Chordata; Mammalia; Pholidota; Manidae
Gene: TRIP6
Product: thyroid hormone receptor interactor 6
Exons: 9
Coding region: 338-1774 (478 amino acids)
Biological process (GO): positive regulation of non-canonical NF-kappaB signal transduction
Source: RefSeq, a predicted model, not a curated record